This is a messenger RNA of Dendronephthya gigantea, 1493 nucleotides long. Its product is annotated as protein phosphatase 1 regulatory subunit 3B-like. The record is from RefSeq and is a predicted model, not a curated record. Gene Ontology annotation, cellular component: protein phosphatase type 1 complex. The coding region runs from base 262 to 963 and encodes 233 amino acids. Lineage: Eukaryota; Metazoa; Cnidaria; Anthozoa; Malacalcyonacea; Nephtheidae. Gene Ontology annotation, molecular function: glycogen binding; protein phosphatase 1 binding. Gene Ontology annotation, biological process: regulation of glycogen biosynthetic process. The transcript has a single exon.
GUUGGACUGUCGAUCCCCACUCAUAUUUAAAUGCCGUGUCAUGAAUAAAUUUUAGACCUUUGCCAGAGUAUUAUUUACAUUUUGAGGAUUACAUUAAAUACGGAUGUCAAAAUCGUGCAACUUGGCAGUACAGGUUAGGCAAGGGUCUGCCAAGAUCUGAGCGCUUUCUCGUACAGAAGGACAAUCACGACACAAGUGAUCAGUUUUUGCGUACAGAGAAAGAAACAGAUCCCCAUCAGUCAUACAGGAAUUUGCUAUGUGAUGGUUGUCAGUUCUGUGGACGUGUUUUGUAGGCUUUCGAAAGAUCUUGAAGUGAACAACAAAGAAAUAUCUCAUAAGAUUGAGAAGAAGACGGAAAAAAGACGAUGCAAGUCGGUAUCGUUUGCAGAUACGAAAGGUCUGGCUUUAACAUCGACGUUCUUCUUCACGAAAGAUGAUCUAUCGCCUCCUGUGACGCGUCGUAGGUCAGCCUGUACACGAAUAAAAGACAACAAACAGCAAAGUGAACCAGGUCAACCUGCAGCAAGAUUGCUCAACUUUACUUUAAAUACCUCGUAUAAAGAGAUUCAAAAUAAAGUUGAAACGACAAACGUUUGCUUUGAGAUUAUAAUUUGCUACACGUUUGGAAUCUACGGGCGAAUUCGCGUGAAGAACAUUGCGUAUGAGAAACUCGUAUCUGUGAGAUACACCUUUGAUGCAUGGCAGUCAAGUAAAGAGGAAACAGCGAAAUACAUUUAUGGAGCAAGUACUGACACCACAGACACUUUCUUCUUCCAUAUUCGUCCGCCAAAGACAACCACUGGCACUGACCGCAAGAUGGAAUUUGCAAUCCGUUAUCGGGUUUGUGGUCAAGAAUUUUGGGACAACAAUUUCGGCGAUAAUUAUCGUUUGGUCUACUACAAGACUACGAAACUCACAACGGAUCUGUCUUUGCAUAAUGAUCUUCCUGAUAGAAAUAUCUAGGAUUAUUGCCCAAUGAAUGAUAGUAUAAUAUAGAGUUAUUGUGUGAGUGAAGAUGUGUAAUGUUGUAGAGAAUGAUCGUCGACUGAAAAUUCUUGUUGAAUGUCGCGGAAAGAAUGAGAUACGACAGCCGAGUGUGAACUCAAGUUGAUAUCAUUUGUGUAGAUAGAGCUUUGUAUAGAAUUGAAAUUUCCCAGUGUAACUGCAUAAUCAUAAAGCCUUUUAAAGUUUUGUAAAUAAAAUAAGCAAAAAGAAAAGUUGGCGUAAGUCCUUUAUAAUCCCUCGGCUUUGAAAGUCAACAAAUGUCAUCAAUUUACGCUUCACCUGGCCUGCUACUAGAGAAUAAGGUUUGGUGCUUUGAAGAUUGUGGACAGAAAAACAUCGAUAUAGCUCCGGAAGACGUGUUAAAAUUGAUUAAAGGCUAGCUUUUUAAUAUAAGAUAUGCGCAUCUGUAUUUCUUAUUUUAUUAACAUCUCGUUUUUAUGACAUCCUUAACUUCCAAGGCCAUCUGCCGCUUUAUCCAAUCUUGAAGA